Spodoptera exigua (beet armyworm) is the source of this 447-nucleotide messenger RNA. The record is from the annotation of a GenBank genome assembly. Lineage: Eukaryota; Metazoa; Arthropoda; Insecta; Lepidoptera; Noctuidae.
AUGUUUUAUUUAUACACCCUUAAAAUUUGGGACUCCACCGUACCAUGUCGAAACUUGUGCCAAGAUAGCUGCGCUUGUGAGCGAAGCGUCGGCACGAAUGAGCCAGCUCGAGCGCAGUGGAAUGAUAUCUUGUCUGAAGCUAUACUUGUUUCAUGUAUCUUCGACACGGACGGCGUGCACGUUCCGGGUACGGAAUGCGACUUCCAAUUCAGCCGGUCCGGGAGUCGUCCGACACACGGCCGGCUGUACAGUCCCCGGUACCCGUCUAUCUACCCCAACAAUGUGCGCUGUUCCUAUCAUUUCCACGCCAGACCAAAGGAACGCGUGAAAAUAGUGUUCGAAGAAGUUGCUCUUCAAAAAGGUGACAUCAGACUACACAUAGAUGGAAACCAGACGAAAACGUUUUCUAAAAACCCUGAGGGCCUAGACAAGUGGCACAAACGCUAG